AUGGAACAAGAAACUAGACAACGUCCUGUUCGAGCAAAUCGAGGAGAGAAGUUAAAACGUUAUUUAGAAGAAGAAAAGGAAAUAUCGUCAUUCCAGCAAAAGAAGCAUAAACUACAGGAAGACAACAACCUGGAUUCAAAUGACGAUGUUAAUGGAAAUCAAGAACCAGAAAAAAAUACAACUACCAGCACUAAAUCAGGAGAAGUUGAUGAUGAAUUAUACAACGAUAAUGGAGAAGAAGAAGAAGAAGAAGAUGAUGAUGACGAAGAAGGAGAAGAAGAGAAUAAAGAUAAAGCAGAUGAAGAAGUUAGAUGUUUACCAUGUGGGGCCACAACAGAAAAUUACAACGAAGAUGAGGAUACUUUAGGUGAUAUGGUACAAUGUGAUAAAUGUAAAACUUGGCAACAUGCAAAAUGUAUGGGUUAUAAAACAAAAAGAUCAAUACCAGAAGUUCAUAACUGUGAUGUAUGUACAGGGAAACCAGUUACCCCAAUAAGACCAAAGACAAAACCAAAGAAAAAGAAUGAUGAUCAAGAAGAAGCUAAAAAGGGUAAUGGAAUUUCUUCAUUAAAAGAUGAAAAUAGAAUUAGUACAGCAAAAGCAUUUUGUAAUUAUUUUAAAAAGAGAUUUGCCAAUAGAGCUGAGGGUGAAUUAACUGCAUUGGAUAAGUUAAGUGAUGAACAAAGAGAUCAAAAAGCUAAUGAGCUAGCUAGAGAAAUUGAAAGCUUAAUUUUCGAAACCUACAAAGGUGCAUCUUAUACUUCAGAAGGUAGAAGAAUAUUAUUUGUUCUUAAGAAGCAUUUUAUGAAUGAAAUUGUUGAAGGUACCGUAACAUUUAAAGAUGUCUUGCAUAAAACUCCCCAAGAAAUCAACGAAGAUAUUGCCAAGAUUGAGCAACAGAAUAGGGAAAACAUCAAGAACAUUAUCUUGAGAGAGAAUGAUACGUCUCAAAUUAUAAGAAGAACACAUAAAGGUGAUAUUAUCAAGGAGAAUGAAUUUAUACAACCAAAUACUAUCGACGAAAGUUUAGCAGCCAGAAAAGUUGAUCAUCGAAAAUUCUCCGAUGAUAUACUUAAUCCAGGUCAUCUCAUUUCCCAUACUGCCAACGAGUCGAAUAGUUAUCAGAAUCUUAACCCAAGAAUUGUUGAUGAGGAUUCCGAGAGUGAACAUGAAUGUGAAGAAGGAGAUGAAAAUGAAGAUGAAAUUACCAAUAAGGGAAAUAAUAGAGAAAAUUCAAAAUCAACAGAUACUUUAAGUGAUUUGGAAUUAGGCAAAGGAAACAGCAAUGGUAAAGAUGAAGAUGAUGACGAUUUACUACCAUUUUUAUCAGGUGGUGAAGACUCACUUGAGAAUAUACUAGUUGAAAAAAUAAAAGUUUGGACUGGUAGAAUAACUUUCCCUGAAUUUGCUACUUUUAAUGCAGUUGGUGAGUUUUAUGCAUGUACUGAUGAAUCAAAAAGAGAUAAAGAUACUGUGAUUAAAGUUUCUAAAGAAAUAUUGAAUUUACCGGAAUAUGUUGUACAAGGCAAACUUGAUCGAAAUGUUGCAGAUAAUUAUUUAAACAAAGUUAUUAAUUCAAGAGAUUUAUUCAUAGUUGAAAUUUCUAACAACGAGAAUGUAAGUGAUAAGCAAUAUUUAAGAUUAUAUGAAUUUUUAUUACAUAAAAAUAAAGUUGGUGUAUUAGGUAUGAGAUUAAAAUUUGUCAAAGAUUCAUAUUUGAUGCCUAUUGAUUUUAGAGAUGAAAGAUUACCAAAUUACUUACAACCAUUCAAGAAAGAUCUUAGAAUUGGAUUAUAUGCUGUUUUUGUAGUUCAAAGAAAUUAUACCCCAAUUUCUUCAUCAUCAAGAGAUAGUGAAUACAUUCCAAGAGAACAUAUUUCAUCAGUACCAACAUAUCAUCCACCACCUCAAUACAGACAACAACGACAACAACGACAACAACAACAACAACAACAAUUUCAAAAUUUGAAUCAAACAAAUGGUUCUGAUAAUCAAGGAUCAACAUCUAAUCUUGAAGAUAUUUUAAAACUGCUAAGUUAA
Messenger RNA from Candida tropicalis MYA-3404, 2040 nucleotides. RefSeq lists its product as uncharacterized. The transcript has a single exon. The record is from RefSeq and is a predicted model, not a curated record. Lineage: Eukaryota; Fungi; Ascomycota; Pichiomycetes; Serinales; Debaryomycetaceae. The coding region runs from base 1 to 2040 and encodes 679 amino acids.